Messenger RNA from Mycena indigotica, 1395 nucleotides. RefSeq lists its product as uncharacterized. NCBI's taxonomy places the organism in Eukaryota, Fungi, Basidiomycota, Agaricomycetes, Agaricales, Mycenaceae. Bases 1 to 1395 code for a protein of 464 amino acids. The record is from RefSeq and is a predicted model, not a curated record. The transcript is spliced from 5 exons.
AUGCUUCGCCCCAUUGCUCCUCUUCCUCGACGACCAUCUCCAGUCGCAUCUUCCAGCAAUGAAUUUCCAAAGUCGAAGGCGAAGGCGAAGACAAAUUCAAUUUUGGCCUAUUUCAGCAAGGAAACACCAGCGGAGAAGGAAGUGCGUCUCGAACGCGAGCAUCGUGAAUAUGCGGAGAAGUCGGAACGAAGGAAAUGGGAGAUACAGAGUCAAGAGCGGGUUCUGCUUGAGGAAAAGCGGGCAAAGAACGCAGCAUACAUGAAGGCUUAUCGUGCUAAGCUUCGAGAUGAGCGAAUUGCGAGAGGCGAUAUACCAAAACGAGGACGGAAACGGAAAGCGGCUGAGGCCGAACUUCUCGACAACGACCUUAAUGGCCCCAACAAACGACUACCCGAGUUCUCCCGCCCAUUCCGCCAGUUCGCUGAAGAAGCGCGGGAGGGCAAUAAGCCGUCGGGACGCAAGCGCUUGACCAAGAACAUACCCACCGAUGCUGUGCGAAUCCGCUGGCAGAACCCGCUCAUCUGGCAGCAAUUCCUGCUGGCGGUAGAUAGGGUGCGGUGGCCGUGGCGACCUUGCGACAUCAUUCGAGAAGCACGCAAGGUUAACGAGCCUCUCUUUGGUCGACUUCGGGAACAGGUGGUUGGGCGAUGGAUUGACCGCAAGCAAACGACGCAGAAGGGUGGUAUCGUAUGGACGGAAGCCGUCAGUAAGGCAUUGGCUCUGCAGAGUCGCAGUGCCAAUUCUACCAGCCGUGUCGGUAUCCUGACACCAUUCCCUGAAACACGCCCCCACCGCGACGUGGUUGACGAGGCUAUCCACCAGCUUGCCUCCGACUGCUCUCCAGCCAAGGUCAGGCUUGACACGACGAUUGGUAACCUGCGGAAUCGGUCAGUCCAGUGGGUGCUACAGGCAUUGAAAGAGAUAUCUCAGCCAGACCUCGUUAAGAAAGCAUUCGAAAUGUGUGAAGUCGGCGAUUUUAACUGCUCGCAAGAGAGCCUGACAUCACCCUCUACCCUCGCCAAGCUUCGACGUCUCUCAAAAGAGCAUCCCAGCCUUCACGCAGAGCUCACACGUGCGACUGAGAACGACACUCCAGAAAUCAUUGCACCAACAUCUACUGGGGUUGACGAGGAGAUAUAUUCACGGGAAACGGUCUACGACGACAGCGACACCCCAAUAGAGGUCGCGUUUACCAUUGUACAGGGCAAGACAUCUUCCACGACGUUUGUAGUGGGCGACGAUGGUGGAAUCCAGCGGGAUGACGAUGCAGAGACAUUGGAGUUGGACGUAGAUGACCUGGUAGCCGAGGAGCCACAGGAGCUGGGUCGUGGGAGACGUCGUAAGACUACAAAUAAGCUGUACUCUGCGCGCUUGUGGGAGGAAGGUGAAAUCUAG